GUUGGGUGGAGGGGUGGGGGGACUUUCUGCUUUGUGUGGAGAAAGAUCUCUUCUCUUAUCUGGGAUGUGGGGAUCUCUCUAUUUUCUCACCAGACACUGGCCCAGCAGAUCUGAAUUUCCAUUUUAAAUUUUGUCUGGGGAUGAUCAUGAUUUGAGUUUCCUUGAAUGGGAUUUUGAUUGUGUUCUCUAGGUGGUUUGUGUUUUUGUUUCAUUUGGAUCAUGGGUUGUUCUGCGUUUUGGGUGCUUCUUCUUUUUUGGAACUGGGAAUUCGCAGGGAUGCAGAUGGAUUCUGGUUUGUUGUCUUGUUGUGGGGAGUUCGGUCAGCUUGCAGGCCAGUUUCGAUGAAGCGGUGGUGGAGGAUUGAAUUAUGAGGAAUGGGAACUGAAGUACAGUCUAAGAUGCAUCUUCCUGGAUAUUAUUCCUUGAGGGAUCUUAGUGGUGAUACUGGCAAGGUGAGUUGGCCGUUACAUCAUGAAAAAAAAAACUUUGAGCCAUUCAAUAACUUGUUCUUGACAAGGCCAGCCAUAGAUAUUGGAUGCGAUAUGGAACAAUUGAGGGAAACUAUACUGAAGCAUGAAUCUAUAUUCAGGCAUCAGCUCCAUGAACUUCAUCGUCUUUACAGAAUACAAAGAGAGAUGAUGAAUGAAAUGAAAAGUGAAGAACUAAACAAACAUUUGCUUAAUGUGGGUACAUCACAAUCUAGUCCUUUUUCAUCUGGCUUACUGUUUCAAGAUGAACAAAAGAGUCAUGUCUUGGAGUCACGGAUGUUGGACUUGAAUUGCAGUGGACCAUAUACAUCUGGGGCUGACAGUAUCCAGUCCCAAUUUAGUUCUUUGAAAGAGAAAUUUUUGCAAUCUGGUUGUGGUUCUUCACAAAAUGGAUUGAAAUUGAAAAAUGGUGAAUCCCUUGAAUCCCAAUACAAGAAGGUUCAGAGAAGAUUGUUUGACCUUGAAUGUCCUGCUGAUGAAUGUAUAAGCCACAAAGAGGGAAAUCUUGGUGUUUCUGCAAUGUCAGGAGUGGAAAAUUAUGUUUCUAAAAGGACUUUUGAUGUUCCUAAUCAAAGGGAGGGAAAGUUGUCCUUUCAUAAUGGUAGCAGCUAUAAUUGUAAUGGUGAUGCUAGCAAUUCCAAUUUGUGUUUACAGGGAACCCAUGGUUUUGCCAACUUGAAUGGACCUCCCCAAGCUGAGGAGGCACAGAGGCAGCAUGUAUCUACAAUGUCACAAUUAGGCUUCCAAUGUUUGGUAACAGAAUUCUCCCAGAACUCCCAUAAGGGAAGAGAGGAAGGUAUUGGUCUUCAGCAUCUGCAGACUGAGAUUGAAAGGAGGCAGAAAGGAUGGUUAUCUUAUAGUGCUGAAAAUGGUCACCCUAGGAGCACUAGUUCUUUCUGUGGAAGUUUUCAUCCUGAAGAGUUGCAUAAACAACCCAAAUCAGUGCAAGUUGAAACCUCAAAGGUCCACCCUUUAAAGACAGAAACAUCGGCAAAGAGGAAAAUUUUUGGUGUGGAAAUUUCUGAAAGGAGUAAUGAUACAUCUGUUGCAGCUUCAGUCGUACUUAAUGGUACAUCAGCUUCUGCCUCACAUUCCCUUGAUCAGCUAGCAAAUGGUCUGGAGUCAGAUGCAACAAAUUCCAAGAUAUUCUCUGUUUCAACUUGGAAAAAGUUUCCCAGUAGCUGGAGCCAGAAUCUUUCGGGAAACCCUGGCUAUAGUACCUUGGAUCAAAUCAAUAGUAGGUCUAUAACAUCGAUGCAGGAUCAUAGAGUAGCUGAGGGAAAACUGCUUGCUCAAAGUGAUUCAAGAUCUGCCCCCAGUUUAAGGACGGACAGAUUGUACAACAAUGGCCUUUACUUUGGCGCUCCAUCUGAGUCCAAGGAAUCACGAGUUUGCUGCCCAUCAGUUGGCUUCAGCAACCAAAAUGGCACCACAGCGUUGGAAGAAAAGGUUCAACAUGCUUCUAGAAAUAAUUUUAAGGGUUUAGGCUCCACAGUGGAGGCAAAGUCGGGGGUAGAUCUUAAUAUGGAUGCAUUGCCUGUGAAUGGUUAUCAGUAUGAAUCAAUUUCUCACUUAAAUAUAAAUGGGGUAGAAAAGCAGGAGAAUCACCAUGCAGGGUUAUCUUGGUUAAGAGCCUCUCCGCUAUCUAAUGGCAAAGCUACUAAAGAAACAGAAGUUUACUGUCAGAGUGAGAUGAAGAAGGGACACCACCAAAGUUCUAUCCAAGAUUCAUCGUCAGCAACUAGUAUAAGUGACACUGAUCUCCAGAGGAGGGAAGCUAAUUACCAUUCAAGCAAUAAGAAGAUUCUUGGAUUUCCCAUUUUUGAAAAUAAAUCUAAGGAUAUGCCGUCUUUGAGUUCUCCGCUGAAGUUGACCAUUUCAGCUUCAGCCAACGUUUCUGAUCCUCUGCCACCGGAAUCUGGAGGAUGUCCAAUGAAGGGUCUAGUUGCAGGGAGAGGAGUAACUAAUCAGAAUGCUGAUAUGAGACCACAAAUUGAUUUGAAUUUGUGUAUUGCUGAAGAAGGGAUUGAAGAAGAUGCUCAACCUCCAUCCUCAUCUCCAAAAACCAAUAUGAGGGUCGCAGCUGUGAUAGAUUUGGAGGUACCAGCUACCAUUGAAACAGAAACAGAAACUACUUCUGGUUAUGAGUCUCCUGAAAGUAAACUCAAGAAACCCUUUAACUCAUCACAAGAUGAAUCUGAUGAGUCUCAAAGACUUGCCGUUGCUUCUGCAGCAGCUGAAGCACUAGUGGGCUUAUCUUCAUCCAGAAUUUAUAAUCAGGUGGACAAUGCCCCUUGUCAACAACUGAAUACUCCAGCAGGUGAUUCCCUUCAUUGGUUUGCUGAGAUAAUUUCUUCUUAUGCUGGUGACAGUGAGAAUGAUGUUGGAUCAGCUUCUAUGGGUAAGGAUGGGACCUAUUGUGAAGAGUACAUUCCUUAUGGACUUGAUUAUUUUGAGUUCAUGACAUUAAAUUUAACAGAAACCAAAGUAGAAGAAUGCCAUAAUAUGUCUCAGGUUCUGGAAAACCAAAAAAGUGAAAAAUCAUUUGCAAGACGACCUCGUAGAGGACAGGCAAAGAGAGGGAGGCAGCGCAAGGACUUUCAAAGAGACGUACUUCCCAAUCUUACUUCUCUCUCAAAAAAUGAGGUGACUCACGAUCUUCAGAAAAUAGAAGGUCUCAUUCAAGCUAGUGGUGGGAACUGGCAGUCAAGUUUGACACAGAAGAACAAUGCUAAGAGCAUUUCAGGAAGGGGAAGGAAGCGGUCAGCGGCAUCUGCUCCUCCCAGCUCCAAUGCACCAUGCUUAAACAUUGUUAAGCAAGCAGAAGCAGUAAUUCCAGAGGGAAGCAUAACAGGAUGGGGAAAGAGGACCAGGCGUCCCCCACGGCAGAGAUGCCCCAUUGCCAUUAAUAAUCCUCCUCUACCUGUAAAAUAAGGCCUCGUUUGCCAUAUCAGAUUCCAACUGGAAGAGUUUCUCCCGCCUCCUUCUAAUUUCUAGACUUUAGUCAGAUUUUCCAAUCCGGAGGAGACCCAUGUUGUAAUUUUUUUUCCUUUUUCGUAAUCAUAAUUAGUUUCUUCUUGUUCUUCGGAAUCCUGAUUCCUAAGUGACUUGCAUAGUUUCUCAUAAUAAGCUGUUUUCUUCCUUUAUUUAGUUGAAGAAGAACUGGAAAUUCAGUGGGAUGUAACAUAGUCCAAAGGAGUGGUUUGAGAAUUUGCAAAAACCUUGACUUUAUUAUUAUUAUUUUU
Molecule: messenger RNA, 3733 nt
Organism: Rubroshorea leprosula
Lineage: Eukaryota; Viridiplantae; Streptophyta; Magnoliopsida; Malvales; Dipterocarpaceae
Source: the annotation of a GenBank genome assembly